AUGCAUCAUCAGAUCAUCGGCACCAGUGCCAUGGGCGAGGAAAGCUCGCUGGCGACGGACCAGGGCGGCUUUGGUGCAACCGGAAAUGACGGGGGAGGACAUGCAGGCGUCGGUGGCGAGCCUCACUGGGUAGAUAUCUCAUAUACCCAGAGCGCGCCGAUGCAAGACUACAACGCCAACUACACUUUCGGUGUGGACCCCAUGAGCCACGGGAUGCCCUCGGAGCCCAUGAACACCAGGAUGGGACCGCCGCCUCUCCCUUCUACUCACGCGCCGCAAGUGGCGCAGCCGCAGCAGCAUCACCAACCGCCGCACUCAGGACAUCCACAGCUACACCCGCUGAUUACAAAUCCCACGUGGCCGAGCAUGUUGACGAACCCCGGCGCCCUGCGAAAUCCUGGCAGCUAUUCUGCGCCCCCAAUCGCGAUGCCCACUCCUCUCGCCGUGCAGCCCCUCCGGGGCUCCAAGACGCCGACUUCCAGCACGGCCACUGCGCCGCGGAAGACCCUGACGGACGAAAUGCGACGAGAGAUUUGUCUCUUUCAUCGUGACAAUAGUAACCUGAAGCAGACUGAAAUUGGAGCCAAGUUUGGCGUGGAAAGGAGCACUAUUUCCAAGGUCCUGCGCAAUAAGGAAAAGUUUUUGAAUCCAACUGAACGAAGCGAGUCGCCUGUUAAACGAAUGGCAAGGGGCAAGACCGGCACGGCCGACAUUGAGAAAGCUUUAUCCAACUGGAUCAAGAAAAGUGGCGUACCUGUUUCCGACCAAGAGAUCAGGGAAAAGGCCAUUAUCUUCUGUCAAAACACCCCUGGCACCUCCGACAACCUGUUGAAGCAGUUCCAGUCCACAACUUGGCUAGAAAAGUUCAAGCAAAGGCACGGCAUCAAGGCCCCUAAGCUUCUGCGAAGAGCGUCGGAAACAUGCAUCUCCCAUUCCGCCGUUUCGCCAGCGUCGCCGCAUGCCCAUGCCAACCUGAACCUGCUGCCGUCACCACUUUCUGCAGCUCGGAGCGAUGACGAGAAGGAAGGUGCCAACAGCUUGAUGGAGUUCACGGCAGAGAGUGGUUCGUACAGAGCAGUGCCGCCCAAUUCUGUUUUUAUGUCCGGACUGUUAACCGACAACUCAGCCUCUUCCUCGUUCUCAAACACAGGCAUGAGUCCAGCGACGUUCAACUUCUCGCCCGACACGCCCGUUGGCGGCUUUUUGUCUGACCCAACGAGACAUGGGCUGACAGGACAUCCCGAUUUUCCACGGCAACGCAGCCAGACCUUACCGAUUCUCGAUAUCCAGGGCAUGAACCAGCCCCAAGAGAGCGAGCCAAUGAGCUCCAAGUACUCGCAGGUGUCCACCGCACCAUCCUCGGCCCUUGAGUCACCGAUGCACGAUAUGAUGGCCCAGCCUUUUGCUAUGGACGCUUCAGUCGUAUCUCCCAAGCUCCGCAGGAGUAGCAGCAACAACAGUCUUAUCGGACCUCGAUCCACAGGAACGCCUGUCCCUGCCGUAACACCGGGUGGCUCCGGACCUGGCUCCCCAACGCAGGAAAACGCACGAAGAGCGGUUGACACACUCUUGAGCUAUAUCCAAAAUGGGGCUGGUGAUUCGACUGACUACUACGCGGUCCUCCGCUUGACCGAAAAGCUUGGAUUGCAGAUGAACAACAAGCAACCAACCGGGAUGCAAAUGCAGCAGCAGCAGCAGCAGCAACAGCAACAACAACAACAAAGUGGUUGUGUGUCGGGCCUCCCGAGAAUCCCUGAGGGUGAGGCCGAGAUGUCUCACACGCCACAGUCCAACUUGCAUCACCACAUGGUCAAAAUGGAAGCCACCAGCAUGUCAGUCUGA
Molecule: messenger RNA, 1842 nt
Organism: Pyricularia pennisetigena
Lineage: Eukaryota; Fungi; Ascomycota; Sordariomycetes; Magnaporthales; Pyriculariaceae
Exons: 2
Coding region: 1-1842 (613 amino acids)
Cellular component (GO): nucleus
Molecular function (GO): DNA binding
Source: RefSeq, a predicted model, not a curated record